Molecule: messenger RNA, 1230 nt
Organism: Anopheles merus
Lineage: Eukaryota; Metazoa; Arthropoda; Insecta; Diptera; Culicidae
Gene: Obp49a
Exons: 4
Coding region: 242-844 (200 amino acids)
Source: RefSeq, a predicted model, not a curated record
UCGCGUCCAGCGUGAUCUUGUUCCAUUCGGGAGCCAUCGAUUUGGUAGAGUCAAGGCAAAAGGCCCCAUUAGCCAUGCAAGCUCCUCAUCCCUCCGAACGCCCCCCCAACGUGCAUUGGCUGAUAUCGCCCAAAAGCAGGUUGACAUUGGUACGGCGGGAAAGGGUAGAUCGGACGUUGGGAUAAAAACGAAAGCGAUCGCCCACCGACCGGCGAUCUCUCAGUUGCAGUCGAGUAGAGCGAUGGGACAGCGACAGCGUGUUGUGGUGCAGUUGGCACUGUGUUUCCUCACUUGCGGGGCCCUGCUUCAGGCCGGGGUGCUGGCGGGCGAUAAUCCGUGUGCUGCCGGUCCACCUGUCGAUACGAACCCGGCCGAAUGUUGCCCCACGCCCAUGCUGGUGGACGGUACGAUCAUGAUGGACUGCUACAAGAAGUACGGCGAGCAGACGAAGAAACAGCUCCAGAUGGAUGGCAUUCCUAGGGGUUGUUGCAUUGCUGAGUGUGCGAUGAAUGCGACCAACAUGUACGCGGAGGGUAUGCUGAAGCGGGACGAUCUGUCGAAGAUGUUCAUGGACGCGGUCAAGGGCAAGCCGGAGUGGAUGUCGCUGGUGCGCGAUGCCACCAACGCGUGCUUCGAGCUGGCGGAAAAGAAGAUGGACGAGAUCGAGGCGGGCGCCAAGCUGGAACCGAGCUUCGAGGGCGAGAAGAUCUGCCAUCCCAUCUCUGGCACGAUUCUGCGCUGCAUGGGCAUGAUGAUGUUCGCCCAGUGUCCGGCGUCCGUUUUUAACGUGAACGAGAACUGCAACAAGCUGCGGGAGUAUGGCAGCAUCUGUCCAAUGAUUUAGAGCAGUACAUGUUUGCGUGUGUGUGUGUGUUUGGGGAGGGGUCUUGGUUGUGAAAAACGGCAAACGUUGCCUAGCUGGUGUAGCGAUUGGGGAAAAUGAAUCAUAAAUUAUGUGCAAACAACGGAACUAACGCGGAUUUUAAUGCUUAACAGCGUAAGUUACACCGAAAAUCGGGUUUUUUGAACAGUAUAACACUUGUUAGCCUGAAAGUAUGCAACACGCACAACACAUUACCCUCAACGGCUAUGCAAUGCGCAUAGCAAUGAUCCUAGUGGGUAUGCAAUCUGUACUACACUACGAUACAUGGAUUUAAACGGUUCGUUUUUUGUACUGCACAAAAAAUGGAUAAUGUUUUGAUAAAUUGCACUUUUUAAUGGACUUGUUGA